Molecule: messenger RNA, 723 nt
Organism: Zophobas morio
Lineage: Eukaryota; Metazoa; Arthropoda; Insecta; Coleoptera; Tenebrionidae
Product: cylicin-2-like
Exons: 2
Coding region: 1-723 (240 amino acids)
Source: RefSeq, a predicted model, not a curated record
AUGACGAAGGACGAAAGGAACGAAGGACGAAAAGGAAGACGGACGAAGAGGACGAAGCACGAAAAGUACAAAGGACGAAGGAUGAACAGGACGAAGGAUGAAAAGGAUGAAGGACGAAAAGGACGAAAAGGACGAAGGACGACGAAAAGGACGAAGUACGUAAAGGACGAAGUACGUAAAGGACGAAGUACGAAAAGGACGAAAAGGGCGAAGGACGAAAAGGACGAAAAGGGCGAAGGACGAAAAGGCCGAAGUUCGAAAAGGACGAAGGACAAAAAGGACGAAGGACAAAAAGGACGAAGGACUAAAAGGACGAAAAGAUCGAAGAUCGAAAAGAGCGAAGGACGAAAAGUACGAAAAGAACGGAGAUCGAAAAUGACGAAGGUCGAAAAGAUCGAACGGACGAAGGACGAAAAGGACGAAAAAGGACCAAUAAGGACGAAAAGGACGAAGGACGAAAAGAACGAGGAUGAAAAGGACGAGAAAGGACGAAAAAAGAUGAAAAGGACGAAAAAGGACGAAAGAGGACGAAAAGGACGAACGACGAAAAAGAUGAAGGACGAAAAGAACGAGGACGAAAAGGACGAGAAAGAACGAAAAAAGAUGAAAAGGACGAAAAAGGACGGAAAAGGACGAAGGACGAAAGGAACGAAGGACGGAAAGAACGAAAAGGGCGAAGCACGAAAAUUACGAAGGACGAAGGAUGAACAGGACGAAGGAUGA